Molecule: messenger RNA, 6802 nt
Organism: Toxoplasma gondii ME49
Lineage: Eukaryota; Apicomplexa; Conoidasida; Eucoccidiorida; Sarcocystidae
Gene: RON5
Product: rhoptry neck protein RON5
Exons: 38
Coding region: 1072-6180 (1702 amino acids)
Source: RefSeq, a predicted model, not a curated record
GGAGCUGAAGCCGGGAAACACUGUAACAAGAGUGCUUGCAUGGAUCACCACUGUUGAAGAUGAUAGCCCGCGUACUGGUUUGUAAAAUAACACGUAGCAACCGUUAAAGGCUACGUAGACACGGGAAAUUCCCAUCCUUUUACACCACAGACACUGUAAAGUGUAUGCAGUGGACCAAAGGCUCUUACUUACCUCGCGCUCCUCAUUUAUCAGGAAGUGCGCAUGGUUCACCAAGUUUGCGUCACACGCGGAGACUGCAGAGGUUACCUAUGCUGGUCCCCUGAGUUGAAAUAUUACAGGAAAAUCCUUGAAAGUUCCACGAAGCGCAACACAUUGUCUUUGCCGUGACACAGAACACGCCGGCGACACCCAACUGCAUGGUUUCCACGAGCAAUGCUAUAUUUUUCUUCUGACUCUUGGAAUCUCUUUCGGACGCCUCGCCGGUAGUUUGUGCCGCUCAUCGCUUGGGAGACGGCCUGAAGACAGCGUGAAAACAACAUCAAGGGCUGUGACCGACUUUGUUCGCGUCUCUGUGGCGGCCGGUCGCAUGCUUGAGCCUCAGUAAAAACCUUGGCUGCGUUGACGAGUGGGCGGCGGUCCAGAGGACACGACAGCGAGCUGAUGGCUGGCGGAAUAAUGGUGAAUUCAAAUCGACUAAGGUUAGGGCCCCGUUUUAGAGUCACAUUUCCUCUGGAUACGCUGAAGAAAGUGGAGGAUUUCGCUUUUCUUUGUGAGGAGCGAGGGAAGCGUCAUGUCUUUGUUGUUUCUCUACCCUGCGAGAAUCGUUUAACCGUUCAUUGUCUGCAGCCCAUACCGCUACCUUGUGUCUUCCAAAGCCGUUGGAGAGUCGUAUGUUUUCUCUCUGCGAGUUGAAUCGUUCUCGAGACACAAACCGCUACCCCAUUCCCAGACGCCAAAAGAGGUGGAAAAAACGGCAAAAUCUUCUUCUGAUCUCUCGUUCGGCGAUUGUUUGUUCUGUUGUCUCUACUUGCGCUUUUCAUGAGGAGGAGCAUCAUUUGGGAUCUCCCCGCCAGUGCCAGAAGACUUUUCCUUUGAGUCUUCAGAGGCGCCAUGGCAGAAUUCACUUGGCGGCCCCUUUUAAUGUCUUUACCGAAGAUGAUCGCUUUCUUCCAUAUCCUGCUCUUCUCGGGCGCUCUGGCUGCGGCUGCAGGUUCUCCUGCUGCCGAUCUGGUCGCCAGCGUCCAAACAGUUUCAAAUGAACGCAAGGACCUUUAUGCGAGGGAUACUCAACCGACUGCGAGGACUGGCAUUGACAUCGGUGUUUCCUUCACACAGCAGGCUAGCGGAAACGCUCGGACAUUUGAAAUUCGUCAGCAUGGAUCCGGUCCCCCCAGACCUGCGCCGAGACGCGCCGCCGCUGUAGCGGAUGACAUUUUUGGUUCGGAGGACUUUUCGCCUCCCCCCAUGAAUGUUGCAGGUGCUCCUUUGCGGGACAUGGGUGUACACUUUUUGGAGUGCCAGGCCACUGAUGGCAAGAUCGAGUGCACUGGACAAGGCGCUGGGGCGAGGCCGCCGUUUUUCCGCGGCGGCGUUGACCCGACAGAAAUACAUGAGAUCGUGCAGUCCAGGACCGUCGGUCCUGCAGACUACGAUGAAGAACGACCAGAACAAACACCGGACUACCUAUCUCCCACUGAUGUCGUCACCCUGCAGCGGUUCGUGUCCUCCGCAAACGCCUCCAACUCCCCACUUCUGGAAGACCCUGUUCAAGUAUGCCUGUCUCGAAGAAAGCCUACGUACACGUGCCACCUCCUUCAUGAAUUCGCAGCUACAUCCGUGAUCGUCGAGGAAUCUGGCAACCUAGUAUGUGAAGAUAAGGCACCCUUGACAGUUGCAGAAAAGAGAAAAAUCAACGACGCUGUGAAAGCCGGACGGACUCCUCAGGCCACUGGUGGACAAUCAUCCCGUCCCCCAAACCCGACGGUGUCCCCUUCGAAAGCAGGCGCAGCGCCGCAAAACGCCGCGUCGCGUCAACCAGUAAGCUUUGUGGAACAGGAAAACAGCGAAGCCUCUAUGCCUACGGCAAACACCGAACAAGCAUCUGCUACUACGGAAGAUACCAAGAUAGCAUCUGCUGCUACGGAUAGUGGAGACUACGGAGAAGCGGCAGCAGGAGAAAGCGCUCAAGAAGGCGAUCGCCCUCCACCGUACAAUCCUGAUGCAGACGAGGCAGGGGUCCCACGUGCAGUUCAAGAAGCCUAUGAAGAAGCUCGCCCCCUCCAGGAAGCUACCAUUGACAAAUUUAAGCAAGACGCCGCUGCAGCGGCUGAGGCAGCCGACCACUUUGCGCAGGUCUCUGCGUUUAACGCAAUGCAGUCUGCGUUGACGAAGAUUUCCGCUGGCUACCACCUUCGUGCUGGCUCCCACGUCGUCUUGAGCGCCUGCAAGCGUCUCGUCGAAGCCGUUGCGGCAAACCCUCCCGGUCCGGGCACUGUCAUUCCACUGGAAGAGCUUCGGAUGCAGCUCGUGGCAACCUUGACGCAGGACUUCGCCUUGGCUCAGGCCUUUAUCGACUAUGCGAUCCAUAUCGUCCACAGCGCGAUCGAAACCCUAACUCCUCAGAUGGUAGCCAACGCGCUGCUCGAGCUCUCAGGAAUCGAAGAGCUGAUUAAUCACACAGCCAGAGUAAAAUCUCGACUGGCUGCGCGUGGGCAAGAUUCUCCUGCAAACGUCAGGAAAGAAAUUGUCCAGGAAUCCUUCAGACAACUCAAAGUGGAGCUCUUUCAGGAAAUUGUCACUAGAGUUUGUGAACUUAUGGACGACCCUGAGUCGUUUUUAAAGACAGUACCCAUCAUCGUUGGCACAACGCCCACGGCACCGCUGCGCACAGGAGGCCAUCUCGGAGCGGACUACAUCAUUCACUUGAGAAACGACCUUUGCGAUGUCACAGCAAGUGAUGCUCAAAUCUUUCCAUCGGCCCCAGCGGACGAAGGCCUUCAGGGUUUCCCGAGACACAAUCUGGGGGAGCGCCUCGUGGGAUGGAUGGACGUCAUGGCUCGUACGAAGACGGCGAGGAAGGAAGUCUUCAAGAUUAUUGAUUUUACAAAAGCAAAAGAUGUUUUGCUUUUCGCUUCGGAAACGUGGAAGGCCCGGUACGCGACCCUGCAGGCCCCGGCUGCACCUGCUCCGAGCUUCUAUGGCAUCACCACUAGCGGGUGCCGGAAUGUGAAUGACAUAAUGAAGUCUAAAUUCUUCGACAUGUAUCUUCAUCAGUCCGGUUUCAUGAAACUCCAGCGACACGGAAACGACAACUCGCGACAGAGAUUCAUGCACAGAGUUACGCUGCUGCAAAACGACGGGAUCCUUCCUCAACUGCCCCUUGAAGCUGACUACGAGCUUAUGGAGCUCAAUGCAGCGAUGCAGAAGAAUUUCGUUGCAGCCAAUAAAAGCAUUUUUUCUAGAAGAGCGGCGCGCCAUUCGAAGUACGGCUACCUGGACCUGUGCGACGUGGCUUGCUAUCAAAAGAUUGACAGGCUUCACAACGAUGUCAUGACUAAUGUCUUUUUCUCGUUGGACACCACGCUCAUGAAGAUCGUCGCUAAGGUCCACAGGUCAUACGGAAUUGCAAAAGCCUUUUUCCAACUUGGAGCCAGACAACAGCACAUCGCCGACCCGAAUCUCGGCAUGUGGGCACGGCGUCUCUUCGUCCACUGGGCGUCGCAUAACGAGGUCAAGCAGAUGCAGGGCCAAAAAGUCGUGAAGGUCAAUUACGAAAACCUUCGCCAUGGCGAAUUCACUCUCGACACGGUUCGAAUGCGGGACGCGCUCGUCCGCUACACCAACAUGUUGAAAGCCGACCCGAUCACUCGGGAUCUCAUGAGCCUCGUCAUCCAUACUUGGAUUCACAUCAGAGGAGUCAGGAAUGCGGCCAUGGGCUUCAAGAACUCGCAGAAACUCAACGAAUCAAUGAAUGCGUCUGCCAUUGGGGCCGUCUUUGCGAAGCUGUGGUAUGAAUCUGACAUUUCCGUCGUCGCACCGCACCAGGAGCUGAAGCCGUUCGGGGCACCAUUGGCUUCGAUGGCUCUCCAGAUUGGUUUCUUCCUCCACACUGUCGUUGAGGAGUACAAGAUGUCGCUUUUAGAGAAAGCCGGAGCUCAGAUCAAAUCGUGGUUCGUGGGAAUGUUCCAAAAAAACAAGCGCCGAACGGUUCCCCGGACCUGGAAGGCAGUCGUGGCAGCAACAAAUCGGGCCCCUAAAGUGAACCUAAAGGCUUACCAGGGCGCUCUCUUAGUGAUCAAAACUCUCGCAAAAAUGUUCCGUGAGAGGUUCCUCUACAGAUUCUACAUGCAGGGCCAGGGCAGCAAAGUCGACUUUAACACUCCCACGCUUCUUAUCCACGCUCUCGUCGCUUCUUGGAUGGACCCCUCCCUCGACCGUCUGGAGUUGUCAAGUCGAACCAUUCCUAAUGCCAAGAAACUUUUCUGGUACUACGUGUGGGUCAACGAGAAUGGCCCGUCGAACGCCGCCACACGAAUCGUGCUGACGGGUUGCAAGAAGUACACUUUCCUGCUCCCGGGCGUUGUCCGAAGCGUGACGAGCAGCACAAGCGAAGUCGUAGAGGCGGGUUCCAAUAUUUUGAAGAUUGAUAAGAUUAUCCUCAAGCGAAGCUCACUUGAGGCAUAUAUGAAUCACCUCCAAGCGACGUAUGACGACCCACUGACGAUCGUCCAGGUUGCCCUCGAUUUGGCGGCGAGAUGCGAGGGGUACUCAGCAGCCAAAGAUCAGCCUGCGCAGGCCAUGAGAGGGCCUGCCAGGGUGCGACGAGCAACUGGAGAAUCCACCACCUUUACCAUCAGAGGUGGUGGCGUCCAGGGUGGCACCAUGUCUUUUGUCGAAGCGGAAGCUGACGACGAACGGAAAGAAGACAGCGAAGACAACACCGUUGACUUGAGCGAGCAAGAUCAAGACAGCAGCUUUGUUCAACUCAAGAAAUUGUUCAACAGACGGGGGAGUUCAGCUGCAGGACAGGCGGUACAAACAGAUGCACAGCCUCUACCAAAAGCGGUACAAACAGAUGCACAGCCUCUACCAAAAGUUCGACGCGGGGGCCCAGACGUCGAUGCUAGUGCUGUGAUCCUCGGGUCACGAUUUAUGCUGGAUCUGUGGUGCAGCAAAUACCGAAAAAUGCUUGUGGAAAAGCUCUCGGGCAUCAGUACGAAGGAUGCCACCGUGAUGCAGCAGGAGAUUUCCAAGGUGUUCAGUGCUGUUUCCUCCAUUAAAAUUGCCAUCCCCGACUACAAAGACCUCUGGGACUUCUCUCUCCGGUGCGACUGGAUGGAUGGGUACCCAGACGCAGAGAAAAUGCGAGCGGCUCGAGCAGAAAUGGUAACGUACGCUAUGGCGAAGGCAAGCACCGGGAAGAGGCUGAAGCGGAUGUUGCAGAAGGUCAGGUCUUGGAUAAGGAAAAAAGCAUUCGCUGCUGCGAGGAAAUUGAAGUCCCUCAAGAACCGAAUUAGCACCGCCUUUGGACGGGGCAAGCCUCCCAAGGCCAAGGUGCCCGACUGGGCAGUCGUAAACGCUGGGAUGGGAAUGUGGACCGGCAAAGUCUUCAGCACACAUUUGACCUUCAACGAAGACGAAAUGUCUUGCAACGGGCCACACGAGCCCAUCCGCGUCAUGUCUUGGAAGCAAAAUCAUUUCACAACCUUCGCGUCGUCAUCGACCAACGCUGAGCGUAACUACGUGCUCGUUAAGAAGGGAGACGAUAGCCACUGUUGGGCAACACGAGAGGCCCUCGUCCAUAAGGGUUGGUCCGGCAUUCCCGUGUACCAGUACGCAGAACCUGCUGGGUUCUGGUUGCAGGAAGUUUCUCCUAGCAACCAGCCCUUCGUCGUCAAUUGGGAUGGAUACCUAACUACCAGUGACAACCUAACGCUCCAGGAUAUUGACAUCAACGCGAGCUCGGAUAGCUUAAAGUCACAUGCUGUAAUGCGAAUCGUCGACUCAAAUGGAAAGACCAUCUAUCAGGGCCCGCCUACAGGGGUCGUGCAAACUCAGGGAGGGGUUGUGACUCUCGGUAGCAUCCGAAACCUCGUCUCGGGUGUCCACUCGACCGGCGAUAGCGUUGAAGUUAGAGUCACCGCUUCAGGCCCGCAGCUGACGAGUGUGGCGGAUCUCGAUACUCAGUUUAAAGAAAUCCCGGAUCUGGUUCUUCGGUAGAAAAACGCUGAGCGAUCUCUCGGCCGCUAGCUUGACUAUGGAAAUGUUUUUUUUUAUCUUUUGUGGGGAUCCCAAAGAAUCCUUAAACUAGGGAGCCGACUCCGGCGUGCCUGCGGACAGGCUUCUCAUCUGGUCAGGUAUAUAGGCAACGAAAGGGCGCGAUAUGCUCAGCGUGUGCCGAAAGAAAGUGAUGCUUUCUCACUUCCGGAACCCAUCUACGCUGUACAAAGUCUAACAUGUUUCACUGUGCAACUUCAUUCUCCUCUGGGGAAUGCAAAAGCACGACAGAAAUCGUUUUUUGCCUUCUUGGUCACGCAUGAAGCUGGAGAGUCUUUGAAAGUGCAUUUGCAUACGCGCAUCGGGUCCAGGGAAACGUAACUGAACGUCGCUUCUCGAUUUUGCCUCUUCUAUAAAAUGAUUGGUUUUUCUCUUCGUAACUCUUGCUUCACGGCCCCCCGCUGCUCGCUCAAAAUUGUCUCAGGAGGAAGUAGGAACCCCCUGGAGGCAGAAGAGUCUCCGACCUUCGUGUGUAUUGUGCCCCGUUUCGAGGUUCAGCUUGCCAAUCCAACCGUUAGCGUCUCCAAAUGUCAUUUGGUCACACUUGCAAACACGGAAAUAUACG